GCUGUCAUAGCCUUGUGGAUUCCUCUUUCGCUCAGUGGGUGCGUGUGGUGGCAAACAGAGCAGAUCUCGGGUCAACGGUCGACGGCUGCUCAAAUAGUUAUCUCAGCUGUCGUCGGGCGGCCUACACGUGCCAAAGUAUGCCUGGGGCUUCGCGCCGCCGAUAGCGAGUAACAGCCGUGCGGGUGCAUUCGUAGCUUGACUGGGUGCACUGACUGUCUGCAAAGAUACUAACUUUGACGUGUGCUCUGCGGCUUCACAAUCCGCCGUAGGCGCCCAAGCGAAAUCCAGAUUCGGUUCGAUUUCUGGCGGCAGAUCCGGAAGACUCCGGCGAACCGAAUCGACUUAGUGCGCACGCUGCCGACGUCACCAGUAAAUUGAUUGCGAGGCAGAGUUCGUCCCGUGUUCCAUAAAGUUCGAGCUUACCGCCGCAUCUCUGCCUCAUCCCCAUCCCCAUGCUCUGACGAGGCACUAAGAGCCCAUCCUUGACCAACGCCUUAGAGCGCCGCCGCCAUUGCAUGCCUACCAGCAAAAGCUGGUACAGAAUGGACCGAUUAAUAUUCGGUUCACAGCCUCCCACGAGGCCUCAGAUGGUCUUUGCCUUCAGCAUGAUGUCUGCCUUUUUUGCGGGUCUCCUGCUACUCACCGUACCAGACCUCCGUGCCUUUGGCAAGCCUAUGUUCGACAUUAUACGAGAAGCAGCCCAGAAGCAGUUCGCGGUCGAGCAGGAUGUGUUGUCAUACAACGUGUCAACGUGUCCAGGCUAUGAACUGCGUUCUUUGCAGGAGACAAGAAAUGGCCUCAAUGCUCGCCUGAGCCUCGCUGGAAACGCAUGCAAUGCCUAUGGCUUGGAUAUCUCAGACCUGACGCUGGAAGUUAAUUACGAUUCCGACACGAGACUGCACGUAAACAUUUAUGACACUGCACGAACGCAAUUCACUGUUCCCGAAUCGGUGCUUACCCUUCCAGCUCCAGAUGGCACCAUCCACAAGGAUUCGUCCGACCUCGUCUUUCACCACGACACGUCACCAUUCGCCUUCUGGAUUACACGCCGUUCCGAGCCAGAUGCAAUGCCCCUAUUCGACACAAGGAUAUCCUCGCUGCCCAAAACGCCGAUACCACCUGUUCUGCACGAAAAUGCUACCUUCUACGAUCACUCGUCUGCUCUAGACGGCUUCCCCUUGGUCUUCGAGGACCAGUAUCUGCAGCUCGCGUCCGCUCUCCCCAAGGGAACGAAUAUCUAUGGUCUGGGUGAAGUUCUGGCAAGUAGCGGUUUCCGCCGCGACAUCGGCGAAACGGGCGAGGGGACCGUACAGGCGAUGUGGGCCCGAGACGUGGCUGACGCUAUCGAUGAGAAUGUUUACGGCGCACACAACGUCUACCUCGAGCACCGUUUCGAUCCCGCUACGCAGCGCGCGCAGACACACGGCGUGUUCCUUUACAGUCCAGCCGGCGGCGAUGUGCUACUGCUCACACCCAAAAACUCCGACGUGUCACUCGUUGAAUAUCGCAUGAUCGGCGGUACGCUUGAUUUCUACUUCUUCUCCGGCCCGACCCCCCAGAGAGCCAUCGAACAGCACGGUGAGCUCAUCGGCUUCCCUACGUGGCAGCCUGCAUGGGGAUUCGGGUUCCACCUGUGCAAGUGGGGAUAUGGGAGUGUCGAAGGCACGCGCUACGCGGUCGAUCAGAUGUUGGCUGCCGAUAUUCCGAUGGAAACUAUCUGGAAUGAUAUCGACCUCUAUCAUGCGUAUCGCGACUUUACGUUAGACCCAGUGUCAUUUCCGGGCGAAGACAUGCGCGCCUUCAUUCGAGAGCUAGCGUCUCGCAAUCAGCAUUACGUCCCUAUUGUGGAUGCGGCGGUGCCGAAAGAGGUCAACGACACAGACGUGUACGACCCUUACAGACGCGGUGUCGAACUUGAUGUCUUCAUGAAGAACCUCAAUGGCACAGAGUAUGUCGGCCAGGUCUGGCCAGGCUACACCGUUUUCCCCGACUGGUUUGCCGAGCAUGCGCAGCAGUACUGGACGGAAGCACUGCAGAAUUGGAGUGCCCUUGGUGUUGAGUUCUCGGGUAUUUGGUUGGAUAUGAACGAAGCGUCGAGUUUCUGUGAUGGCUCUUGCGGGACGACUGCGGACUUGUCGAAUACGACUGUGCCAUUCAUUCUUCCUGGCCUUCCCGGCAAUGAAAUCACUGCGUAUCCCGAAGGCUACGAUUCGACCAUCUGGGGUCCUAGUGGUAACAUCACCAUCGACGGCGCCCUGACUUACGGCGGCGGAUACGGAGGAGGCCCUAUACAAACCGACAAGCGUGGUCGCGCAGGCUGGGAUACCUCUAGCAAGCGCGGCAAGGACGGACACAGUAUCAAGGAUCGCGACCUCAACACGCCGCCCUACGCGAUCCACCACGGCAACGGCCGACUUUCGGACCAUGCGCUCUCGAUGAACGCGACGCAUGCGGGCGGCCUCGUAGAGCACGACACGCACAAUCUGUGGGGCAUGAUGGAGGAGCGUGCAACGCAUGUCGCACUCGAAGCGGUACACCCGGGCAAGCGCCCGUUCCUCAUCGCGCGAAGCACGUUCCCCGGCGCGGGCCGCUGGACAGGGCAUUGGCUCGGGGACAACUUCAGCAAGUGGACAUACAUGUACCUGAGUAUCCAGGGCGUGCUCCAAUUCCAGAUCUUCCAGGUUCCGUUCACCGGAGCGGACACGUGCGGCUUCAACGGCAACACGGACGAGGAGUUGUGCAACCGCUGGAUGCAGCUCGGCGCGUUCUCGCCAUUCUAUAGGAAUCACAACGUCCUCGGCGCAAUUCCGCAAGAGCCGUACGUUUGGGACAGCGUUGCCGAGGCGUCGAGGCAGGCGAUUUACAUGCGAUACUCACUACUGCCGUACUGGUACACGCUGUUUGCCAACUCUUCGCAAUUCGGCUCUCCCCCGGUCCGUGCGCUCUUCUGGGAGUUCCCCGACGAACCCGAGCUGUUCGGCAUCGACAAGCAGUUCAUGGUUGGGCACGACUUGCUCGUCACGCCCGUGCUGAUGCCGAACGUCUCGACAGUCGGUGGCUGGUUCCCUGGGCGCGGCACAGUCACGUGGCGCGACUUCUACACACACGAGGUGCAGGGGACGAAUCCGGGUCGGAACACGACGGUCGAUGCGCCGCUCGGCAAGAUCCCGGUGCACAUUCGCGAGGGCGCGGCGAUUCUGAUGCACCCGAGCCCGAAGUACACGAUUGAGGAGACGAUGACGGCGCCGUACGGCCUCCUCGUUUCGCAAGCCGCGGACGGAUACGCGUUCGGACACGCCUACAUCGACGACGGAGAAAGCGUGCAGCCGACGCCGCAUCGCAACGUCGAGUUCCGCGUGAGCACGGGACGGAUUGACAUUUCCAGCGCUGGAGAGUACAGCGUGCAACCCCAGCUAGAGAGCCUCACUGUGCUUGGCACAGCAAGGCCGAACGGCGCGGUGCGCGUACGGGGCCGUGAGGUGUAUGACUGGGAUUACGCGGAGGCGCAGCAGAGGCUGCUCGUUAGUGGUCUGCAAAUCGACCUCAACGUCGACACGACCAUCGAGUGGGAGUAGGGCGUGGCAAGAUGCGGUGGGAAAUGGCGCGCACGACGAUGACAUUCACGGCUCUCUCUCUCUCUCUGCUUUAGAUUUGGAUUCAGACCCGGCAAUCUUUGUACUGGCUUUGUAGAUGCUUUGCAUGUUUUCAUCGAGUUUUCUAAUUGCGCAAUAUAUUUGCUUACUUGCUUUC
Molecule: messenger RNA, 3750 nt
Organism: Phanerochaete carnosa HHB-10118-sp
Lineage: Eukaryota; Fungi; Basidiomycota; Agaricomycetes; Polyporales; Phanerochaetaceae
Product: glycoside hydrolase family 31 protein
Exons: 11
Coding region: 588-3575 (995 amino acids)
Biological process (GO): carbohydrate metabolic process
Molecular function (GO): carbohydrate binding; hydrolase activity, hydrolyzing O-glycosyl compounds
Source: RefSeq, a predicted model, not a curated record